Molecule: messenger RNA, 735 nt
Organism: Aspergillus melleus
Lineage: Eukaryota; Fungi; Ascomycota; Eurotiomycetes; Eurotiales; Aspergillaceae
Product: palmitoyl-(protein) hydrolase
Exons: 5
Coding region: 1-735 (244 amino acids)
Biological process (GO): protein depalmitoylation
Cellular component (GO): cytoplasm
Molecular function (GO): palmitoyl-(protein) hydrolase activity; carboxylic ester hydrolase activity
Source: RefSeq, a predicted model, not a curated record
AUGGCAUCCCGCGCACCUUACAUUGUUCCGGCGCUCAAGAAGCACACCGCCACGGUGAUCAUGGCCCACGGCCUAGGCGACAGCGGUGCCGGAUGGAUGGCACUUGCUCAGAACUGGCGCCGCCGUGGCAUGUUCGACGAAGUGGCUUUCAUCUUCCCGAAUGCCCCGAUGAUCCCUAUUACAGUGAACUUUGGACUGAGCAUGCCCGGGUGGUAUGACAUUGCCAAACUUGGCCGUGAUUUGGACUUCGAAGAAUCUCUCAAGCACCAAGACGAGGCCGGUGUCCUUCGCUCCCGCGACUACUUCAACACCCUGAUCAAGGAACAAAUCGACCAGGGCAUCAGCCCUUCGCGAAUCGUGCUGGGUGGUUUCUCGCAGGGCGGUGCGAUCUCCCUCUUCACCGGAAUCACGAACAAGGAGAAACUGGGCGGAGUGUUCGGUCUGUCGUGCUACUUGCUUCUUAGCGACCGCAUCAAGAACUACACGCCGGAGGACUGGCCGAACAAGAAGACGCCGUUCUUCAUGGGCCACGGCUUGGAUGAUGAGGUGGUGAAAUACGAGUUCGGAAAGAUGUCGUCUAAGGCGCUGACCGAUAUGGGGUUGGAGGAUGUCAGCUUCAACUCUUAUCCUGAUUUGGGCCACUCGGCCGAUCCCGUGGAGAUCGAGGACCUUGAGAAGUUCCUGAAGAAGACAAUCCCUCCCCAGGGUGAGGGUGAGGCCUCUGCCGGGUUAUGA